Molecule: messenger RNA, 1053 nt
Organism: Lindgomyces ingoldianus
Lineage: Eukaryota; Fungi; Ascomycota; Dothideomycetes; Pleosporales; Lindgomycetaceae
Exons: 2
Source: RefSeq, a predicted model, not a curated record
AUCGAUCCCGAAGAUGCAAAUCAGUCUUGGCACUCCUAUACACUUGAGGAUGUUGGAGGCGGAGUGCUCAAGCUGGUCCGCCAGCGCACUCGAGGUGAGCAUCCAAUCUUUUCCUAUCCCAAUAAAGAUGGAGGAUCAAAUGUUCCUAUCAAGACCGAAGACGCAGGAAAUGAAGGAGGUGCCUCCCGCGUUGUUCUCGUUAAGCCACGUUCCAACCCGAGUUGCACGCUCGACACCACUCCGUAUACCCAGAUCUUCGGGACUUUCUACAACAUCCCCCCAUCGGUUUCAACGACAGAUAUUGGUGCGGCUUUAAUGCAGUCAGAGGAGCUGGUCAAGGUCGCGAUGGAUUUGGGAUGUUUGCAUCUCAUCCAACCAUACCUGGGUAACGUCUUCGGACAAUUCCGACAGAAGCUCUUCGUGGCCAUCAAGAGUGACCCGGCGCGAUGGAUUCAGCUGGCAAUGGCUUUAGAGAAUACCUCUAUAUAUACGGAAUGUUUAAUCCAUCUGGUUGGAGCCCAUCCAGGAUGGACUUCGCCCACAAGCAAGAAGACACUACCUACCGAACUACAGCAGCUCAUUGCCAGGAAAUCUGAAGAGUUAGACAGUAAGUGCACCGAACUAGAGCGGGAGCUCCUUCUCGUCACCAUCAAAGUUCGCCGAGGACCAGUAACGCCACAAGACGGCCAUGUGGAAACCUGGAUGCUGGUGCAGAUGUUCCGUGACGCGUUGGCUACCCAACUGCUCUCCAUGCGUACACCAAAGCAGAUGACAUUGAGGCGAGGAGUCGUAUACCGUAAGCUGCGCAAGGGUGGAUCCGAGUACAUGGAGAUUGAUGAGGUUAGGGGUGUGUGCAGAGGUAUCAUGCAAUCUGACUGGAAAGACUUAGCAGAGGAUCUGAAGAUACUGAAGGAAUAUGCCGCGGCGAUGGUGGAGGAUAUGGCUGCAAACGAAUUAAUGAUCGAUCCCGAUGCCCAUGGUAUCGGAUAUCUGACUUGCACAAAGGUGAAGGCUGAUGAUAUGCCCUGGCACCCGGUCCCGUUUGGGAGUUGA